This is a messenger RNA of Ficedula albicollis (Collared flycatcher), 1331 nucleotides long. RefSeq names its product SRY-box 11 (gene SOX11). Gene Ontology annotation, biological process: neuron differentiation; negative regulation of transcription by RNA polymerase II; positive regulation of transcription by RNA polymerase II. The transcript has a single exon. The record is from RefSeq and is a predicted model, not a curated record. Lineage: Eukaryota; Metazoa; Chordata; Aves; Passeriformes; Muscicapidae. Gene Ontology annotation, molecular function: DNA-binding transcription activator activity, RNA polymerase II-specific; RNA polymerase II cis-regulatory region sequence-specific DNA binding. The coding region runs from base 50 to 1261 and encodes 403 amino acids.
AGCGGCUUUGUUGGCUCGGAGGGGAGCGGCGCCUCGGCGAGAGCCCACCAUGGUGCAGCAGGCGGAGAGUACGGAGGCGGAGAGCAACCUGCCCCGGGAAGCGAUGGACACCGAGGAGGGCGAGUUCAUGGCUUGCAGCCCCGUCGCUUUAGACGAGAGCGACCCGGACUGGUGCAAAACGGCGUCGGGGCACAUAAAGAGACCGAUGAACGCCUUCAUGGUGUGGUCCAAGAUCGAGCGGAGAAAAAUCAUGGAGCAGUCCCCGGACAUGCACAACGCGGAGAUCUCCAAGCGCCUGGGUAAGCGGUGGAAAAUGCUGAAGGACAGCGAGAAGAUCCCUUUCAUCCGGGAGGCGGAGAGGCUGCGGCUCAAGCACAUGGCUGAUUACCCCGACUACAAGUACCGUCCCAGGAAAAAGCCCAAAAUGGACCCGUCGGCCAAGCCCAACGCCAGCCAAAGUCCCGAGAAAAACGCGCCCGCGAGCAGCGGCGGCAGCAAGAGCGCCAAGAGCUCCAGCAAGAAGUGCAGCAAGCUGAAAGCCUCCUCCGGCUCCUCGCCCCCCAAGCCGGGAGCCAAAGCCGCCCACCACGGGGACUACGCGGGAGACGAGUACGUCUUCGGCACCCUGAAAGUGAGCAGCAAGACGGUCAAGUGCGUCUUCAUGGACGAGGAGGAGGACGACGACGAGGACGAGGACGAGCUGCAGCUGCGGAUCAAGCAGGAGGCGGAGGAGGAGGACGAGGACGAGGAGCCGGGGCCGCAGCAGCUGCGGCGGUACAACGUGGCCAAAGUGCCGGCCAGCCCCACCUUGAGCUCCUCGGCGGAGUCCACCGAGGGGGCCAGCCUGUACGAGGAGGUGCGGGGCGGCGCCGCGGCGGCGGGCGGCGGCAGCAGACUCUACUACAGCUUCAAGAACAUCACCAAGCAGGGCCCGCCGCCGCCGCAGCAGCCGCCCGGCCUCUCCCCGGCCUCCUCCCGCUCCAUCUCCACCUCGUCGGCCGGCAGCGAGGAGGCGGACGACCUGCUCUUCGACCUCAGCCUCAACUUCUCCCAGCACGGCCACGCCGCCGCCGAGCUGGGGGCGGGCGCCGCCGGCGGCAACCUCUCCCUCUCGCUGGUGGACAAGGACCUGGACUCCUUCAGCGAGGGCAGCCUCGGCUCCCACUUCGAAUUCCCCGACUACUGUACCCCGGAGCUGAGCGAGAUGAUCGCGGGCGACUGGCUGGAAGCGAACUUCUCCGACCUGGUGUUCACGUACUGAGCGGGGGCGGCGGCCAGGGCGGGCGGCGACAGCGGCGGAGCUGCAGCGGUGCGACGCCGGCGAUGAUGAU